Molecule: messenger RNA, 1988 nt
Organism: Felis catus (domestic cat)
Lineage: Eukaryota; Metazoa; Chordata; Mammalia; Carnivora; Felidae
Gene: KLRD1
Product: killer cell lectin like receptor D1
Exons: 6
Coding region: 725-1285 (186 amino acids)
Biological process (GO): positive regulation of natural killer cell mediated cytotoxicity; stimulatory C-type lectin receptor signaling pathway
Source: RefSeq, a predicted model, not a curated record
AAUUAGCCAGGAAGGGUGUCUCAUGGACAUGGCUAAUAACAGGGCGGUGCUUUUAGGGAAAAAAGUGGAUGUUUUUAGGCUUUCCAGGUAUCAGCACUUUCCAGUUCUAAUUCUUCACCUGUAACUUAGAAAUGAUUUUUUUUCCCAGCAGGUUUCAAGAGUGGCUUCUGACAGGGAUAGCUCUAAACUCUAAUGCGAACUGAUAAAUUAUGAGCAACAUAACGCUGGUGCAGAAGUAACUAGAAAAUGCCACAUAUUAAGGACAAUGCUUACAAGUGUUCCUUUAACACUUGUUAAAGUGUUGAGGUUGUGACACCGCAAAUCACCUAGGUUAAUAGUUUGGCACAUUGGACUGUUUGUUAGUGACAAUACUCUUCGAGAGGAUGCUAAUGUUAAUGCCAAGUCUCCCAAUUUUAAAUUGUUUUAGCCUACAAUGCCCAGAAGCAAGUAAGUUUUGGUAGGAGAAAGUGUAAUGUUGUUGCAAAAAAAUGGUUGUUUAUAUAUCAUAAUUUAAUGUAUGGUGAAGUGAAUCCAGGUCACUGAAGUAUUACCCAUGCAUUGGUUGGGGAACCCCCUUCCCCAGCCUAGGUCCAGAAGGCUCCUGUGUUCCCUUACCUAUAAAAUCUCUACAAAGCUGCAAGCAGACAGACAUUUCUUCGGCAGAGAACACAUUGAGAUGAAUAGAAGGGCACGUUUCCAAGUCCUUUUGUGGGGGUGAUCAAGCAUGCUGGCUUCUCAGAUCAAUCCAUGGAAUUUGAUUUCCGGCAUCUUAGGAGUAAUCUGCCUUUCCUUGAUGGCUACUACGGGGAUUUUGCUGAAACACUUGCUUACUAAACAAAGUAUUCAGCCAACAAUGUCUCCAGGACUAACCACAGAAAUCCAGAAAGAAGCUGACUGUUGUUUUUGCCAAGAAAAGUGGAUUGGGAACCAAUGCAACUGCUACUUCUUUUCUACUGAAUUAAAAACUUGGGAAGAGAGUCGUGAUUUCUGUGCUUCUCAGAAUUCCAGUCUACUUCAGAUUCAAAACACAGAUGAAUUGCAUUUUAUGAGGUCCAGUACAAGCUUUUACUGGAUUGGGCUCCGUUACAGUGAAAAACAUCGUGCCUGGUUGUGGGAAAACAACUCCAACGUCUCCCAAGAUCUAUUGCCGUUAAUUCAAAAUUUAAAUACAAAGAAAUGCGUACUGUAUAGCUCAGAUCGAAGAGCUUUGGAUGAACCCUGUGGAAGUACAUAUCGUUUUAUAUGUAAGCAACAGCUGAGGCGCCCGGGUGGCUCAGUCGGUUGAGCCUCCGACUUCGGCUCAGGUCAUGACCUCGCCGUUUGUGAGUUUGAGCCCCAUGUCAGGCUCUGUGCUGACAGCCCAGAGCCUGGAGCCUGCUUCAAAUUCUGUGUCUCCCUCCCUCUCUGGCCCUCCCCUACUCAUGCUCUCUCUCUCUGUCAAAAAUAAAUAAACAUUAAAAAAAUUUUACAUGUAAGCAACAGCCUAUUUAGGUGUUUCUUGGAGUGGAAGGGGUGGGUAAUGAAGGUUCAGCAGUACUAAGUAUAUGACUUUACCUCUUGUAUUGUUGCUAAUUAUCUGCCUUAGGGAUCUGUAAAAUGUUUCAAAUUAUGUCUUAGGACACAAUUUUCCUAUAUUUGAAAUCCUGUGUUUUAACACUGAUGAAAUUCCCUACGACCUGGCAAUUGCACUACUCGGUUCUUGUCCAAGGGAUACAGGUUUCGAAGGAACUGUUUCGAAGGGACACAUGCACCCCAAUAUUUAGAGCAGGGCUGUAGACAAUAGCCCAAGUACGGAAAGAGCCCAAAUGUCCAUUGACAGGUGAAUGGAUAAAGAAGACGCGGUAUAUAUGCCCAGUGGAGUGUUACUCAGCAGUCAAAAAGAAUGAAAUCUUGCCAUUUGCGACAAUGUGGAUGGAACUAGAAGGUAUUUUGCUAAGCGAAAUUAGUCAGUCAGAGAAAGACAAAUAUCAUAUGGCUUCAUUCAUAUG